AUGGACACCCAAAACACUAGCGGUGUAGCAAUUGGAGUAAAUGACUUUGACUUUGACUUUCAAACGGGUCAAAUUAAGAAAGAAAAUGUAUAUAGUGCUUACGGUUAUUUUACGUUGCCAGGAAAAUGCCCUGAAAAUGUUCAAUUGCAAGAAGAAUUUAGAUUGGCUGACUUCUUCAACAAAUGGUUUCAAGCUUACCACUACUCAAGCGAUCGUCAGCAGCAGAACAACUGCUCGGUGAUACAGCUGGAGACCAGAGCCACUGGCAUCUACCUGAACCAGUCCAGGGUGGACCGAGGCCUGUUCCAUAGGUACAGCAUAGGAAAGCUGAACAUACCGAUUGAAAUAACAGAUGGUGCAAGACUGCAUGUAACCUUCAGAUUUGAAGAUGCUCCUAGGAGAUUGAUGCACAGAAAGUAUCCGUUCUACGUGUUGGCCACUAACUACAAUUACUACGCAACUGUAUACACGUGCGAGUACAGUCCACUUAUCGAUAAGCAUUUCAUAUACGUGUGGAUAUUAUCAAGAAAUGAAUUAUUGAACGAUGUUUCCAAAGAGCUUGCUGUCAGAUCAUUGAGUCGCAUCGGUGUGGACGCCAACAAGUUGGUCAAAGAUGAUUGGUCCAAAUGUUCUCCCAAAUAUUACGAAGACCGUCAGGCUGAGCCCAUGACAUUUAGGUACCCUGUAAUCAUACGAUAA
Molecule: messenger RNA, 699 nt
Organism: Spodoptera exigua (beet armyworm)
Lineage: Eukaryota; Metazoa; Arthropoda; Insecta; Lepidoptera; Noctuidae
Source: the annotation of a GenBank genome assembly